Messenger RNA from Podarcis raffonei (Aeolian wall lizard), 1482 nucleotides. RefSeq names its product mitochondrial translational initiation factor 3 (gene MTIF3). Gene Ontology annotation, biological process: ribosome disassembly; mitochondrial translational initiation. The transcript has 4 exons. NCBI's taxonomy places the organism in Eukaryota, Metazoa, Chordata, Lepidosauria, Squamata, Lacertidae. Gene Ontology annotation, molecular function: ribosome binding; translation initiation factor activity. The record is from RefSeq and is a predicted model, not a curated record. Bases 600 to 1445 code for a protein of 281 amino acids. Gene Ontology annotation, cellular component: mitochondrion.
UCAAGCACCUGAUACAUGAGGAUUUGCAGAGGACCUAAUGCGCUGAUAGAAAGCAGGAGUGUUGACAUUCACCAGUUGCUGCGAUAUAUUAUGCUCAUUUGAAUGAGUCUUUCUUUAAUGUCCCAAUGGAUGUUGUUGGAUUCCAACCAUGGGACUUGCAGUCCAGCCACGUUCUGAGGCCCACAGCAAGUUCGCCACCACUCCACUAAAGCAAAGUUACAGAGCAAACAUCACAUUGCAAUGCAUUUUUAUAAGAAUUGUAUGAUGCACUGUUUCAUGAAGUCCUUUCUUGUGUUUCCCUAAACAGCUUGCUUCACUGGAUGACUCCAGAGCAGGAACUGUAAAUUGCAUCUUUUCAUCCUCUCCAGUUGAUUUUUCCACUUUAUAAAUCUCCUGUUUUCUUUCUUUCCCACUCUCCAUUGCCAAGCAAUACCAUGGCAGAUUUGAUAGAAACAAGCACGCAUAAUAUUGGUCAAUAAAGCACCACACAUAGGCAGCAUGAAAAACUUUGAUUUAUGACCGCAACCAUCCUGCCUUCAGUGGAAAAUAUCUGACAAAAUGCAGGUUUCUGAGCACCCCCCCACCCCCACGUAUCCAGAAUGGCUGCCUUGUGCCUAAAGAAACUAUUGGAUCAGGCCAGAACGAAGGAAGUGAAUCACAUCACCAAGUAUUUCGCCAGUUUCUUGGUGCAACCAGUAAAAAGGACUACAGCCUCGGAAACUUGGAUAAUGAGAGAUUCUCAAAAAGGACUUCUGCCUGUCCCUACACGAGCAUUCUGUACUCAUGAAGAUGCCAAGGGGAACCUAAAAGCAAAGCAAAAAAACCCCAGUUUCAAAAAUACAAUUGAAAGCGUUGGGAGGAAAAUCCCCCACCGGAUUAUUCAGCUGAUUGAUGAGAAUGGCGAAAACCAGGGAAACAUCCACAGGGCAGAUGUGAUUCGAAUCAUGGAUGAAAGGGCAGUGAAGCUUGUUCUUCUGAAAGAGAAGGCAGACCCUCCAGUGUACAGACUAAUGUCCGGGCAGCAGAUCCUUGAAGAGCGGCUCAGACUUAGAGAUAAGCAGAAAGCUAGCGCUAAAAAUGGUCCCAUUCAGCAGAAGGAGCUAACCUUUUCCACAGCAAUUGAGCAGCACGAUUUAGACACAAAGAUAAAACAGAUUCAGCAGUGGAUUGACAAGAAGCACCAUGUCCGGGUUACACUGCAGCAGAAGAGGGGUGGUGAUGGAGAGAAAAAUAUGCUGGCCUUCUUUGGUCAGAUUUUGGAUACGAUGCCUGGGAAAGCGACUUACCUCUCUGAGCCCCGCACUGUCAAAGAAGGAAGGAGCACGUGUGUAUUGAGGCAUAUGUCAAACAAAGAAAUCCAGGAAUACAAAAGAACGGAAAAGAACAAAGGAGAUGAGAAGGAGAAGAGAAAGGACAGCACUGAAUCAGAAACCCUCAAGCAGUGAUUUAAUAUUUUUUUUAUAAAAAAAAAAAUUGAAUGUC